This is a messenger RNA of Pisolithus orientalis, 1035 nucleotides long. RefSeq lists its product as uncharacterized. The annotation marks the transcript as partial. The record is from RefSeq and is a predicted model, not a curated record. The transcript has a single exon. NCBI's taxonomy places the organism in Eukaryota, Fungi, Basidiomycota, Agaricomycetes, Boletales, Pisolithaceae.
UCAACUGAAGGGGGGGCCUGUACUGAUGCAAUCCCAGUGCAGCACAUUCCUGUACCACCAGCCUUCCAGCAUGGAUUCGAGGAGAAUGACAUUAUGGGUCACUAUUAUCCAACCUCUGGAUAUAUCUACAAUAGAGGUGACACUUUCCUUGACUGGAUGAAGGCUAGUGAACAUGAAAGACAACAUCAAAAUCAACUGUACUAUCCCUUUGUGGAUGAGGGUGAAUGGGAACUGGCAAAGUUUCUGGUGUUGAACUUCACUCAAUCACAGAUUAUGCUUGGUGACUGCCUUGUCACUUCUCAUUUUUUUUUUUUUCAGGUGCAGCUUCCUCAGGGUGCAACCAUCAUUCCCAUCAUUAUUGCCUCUGACAAAACACCAGUGACAAGGCACACUGGAGGGCUGGAAAUGCACCUGGUCUUUAUUAUGAUUGGCAACAUCCAGUCUGAUGUGAGGAUGCAGGCAUCAUCUCAUGCAUGGCACUGCAUUGCUUUCAUGCCAGUUCCUGUCUUUGAGGUUCACCCAGAUUUCCAAACAAUUCUUACUUCACACCUUUUUCACCAGUGUAUGGACAUUGUUUUUGCCUCUCUCAAGACAGUCACAUCAGAUGGUAUCAAUCUCACAGACCCAACCAGCUUUACUCAAAACUGUUUUACCCCUCUAGUCGCAUAUAUUGCAGAUCUUCCCAAGCAACAGCUAGUUGCUUGUGUUUCCAAAAAUGCUUCCCCUAUCACCACCACAGUACUCUCCAACUUUGGUGACAGUGUACCCCAAAAUCCACAAACUGGCUUGUACAUGCUGCAGCAGAUUGUCAAUUUGUGCACACAUACCCAGGUGUGGAACAUCCCCUCUUUCCAGAAGGCUGCCAAAGCAGAGAAGUUACUGGGUGUACACCACCUUUUCUGGAGGGACUGGAAGUUCACUGACCCUGCACACUUCUUGGUGAGGGAAAUUCUCCACACUUGUCAUAAGUUCUUUUUUGACCAUGUUCUCAAAUGGUCCAAGGAAGCUGCCAGCAAUCACCUGCUUGAUAUGUGA